Messenger RNA from Carya illinoinensis, 748 nucleotides. Its product is annotated as protein TPR3-like. Gene Ontology annotation, biological process: regulation of DNA-templated transcription. NCBI's taxonomy places the organism in Eukaryota, Viridiplantae, Streptophyta, Magnoliopsida, Fagales, Juglandaceae. The record is from RefSeq and is a predicted model, not a curated record. The transcript is spliced from 3 exons. Bases 129 to 569 code for a protein of 146 amino acids.
UUGGUGAGGAUGCACGUAAUCAAGAAAAGAAUAAUAGUACAUGGAGAUGACAUUGAAAAUCAUGUGGAUUAUGCAGGGAAAAUGAGCAACUCUAUAAUUAUAAAGAUUCAAAAACAGCAAGAGCAAUCAUGUUGAUUGAGCUCAAGAAGCUUUGUGAGGCAAAUCCCCUUUUCCGUGAUAAGUUACAGUUCCCUAACAUUAGAGGUUCAAGAUUAAGGAUGCUCAUUAACCAAAGCUUGAAUUGGCAACAUUCACUUUGCCCAAAUUCUAGACAGAAUCUUGAUAUAAGAACCUUCUUUGUGGAUCAUAGUUGUAAAAAUUCCAAUGAUUCACUUGCACAACUAGCUGCAAGCAACCAGUUGAUAGGUUCACCAACAAAAAUGGAAGGUUUUCUUCCAUUGGGAACAAAUGUGUCAUUCCAAUCCACAUCAGUAGAACUUCAAACACCUCUCACCACAUGGAUGUCUAAUCUGUCAACCCGAACUCAUUCAGCAGUUUUUGGUGGUGGUAUUGAUUUUGGGAGGGUAACAAAUCCAAGUAAUGACGCAAAUUAUUCAUCAACCCUUUAGAGCCUGAGUAAAGUUCAUACGUUAUACAAUCUCAGGGAUAAAGAGGCAUCCAUUGUCAUUCCUAAAUGUAUAUUAUUUUCUUGCUAUAGCUGCAAUUUCAAAUGGUCUUGGGAAUUCUGAUGAAAUGUACAAAACACGGUUCUCUGGGGUUUUAGACCGGGUAAGUUUAAUAGCAUGAC